GUUUUGUGGGUUUUUCCUUUUCUUUUUUUUGUAUUGAGCGGGGAAGUGUCCGGCGAUUUUUGUAUCAUGCCGUAUCAUACUCGAGUACUCGUACCGUGCCUUCGGGGUUACUAUUUUUCUUCAAUAGAAGCUUGGAGUCAAGAUAAGGUGCUGUGGGCGUUUCGCCCACCGACGUCAACGGUCGUAAAGCUAUUAGAUCCCUGAUCCCCGUGUCCGAAAUUCCCGUUCACCCCGCCAUAGAUCACCUUCCUGUUCAUAGUCCUCCACCACCACCAUCUGUCCAUCCAUCCAACUCCUUGCUCGUCUGGUGUUUUCCGCCCUCUGGACCCUCAUUUCUCCCCUUCUUACAGGUACAUACCGUCAUCCUUUCAUUCAACCUCUCCUAUCAUACUCAUUUACCCGUACAUAGCCGUCUCUCACCAUGGCUUCGGAUUCCGACCUUCAACCGAUCGACCCCGCUAAACAUAUCUUCGCUAUCCCGACAAAAAGAAUUCACGUCCAAGAGGACGUUCCGCAUUUUAUCAUCUCGCCGGCUUACAAACUGAUAACAAACUUCAUCCUUCACCUUAAUGCUUCGGCAUCUCCACUGAGCCCUGCAACUGGCGAGCUCCGCAAUCCACAGAACUACACACUGACCUCCCCCACCAUUCAUGUCUCCCCCGAGGUCGACGGCAUCAUCCAACUCAUUCACAAGCUGGAAGCCCUGGUGACCCAAGCUCCACCGGACCCGGGCCCGCGAAGGUUCGGUAACACUGCCUACCGUCAUUGGCACGCUCUCAUCGAGGACGCUCUUGGGGGUCCGAAUAGUCUUCUCGACCAGCACCUACCCGUGUCGGUGCUCUCGCCAGGGGGGAAGGGUGAGAUCACCGCCAAGCAGGAAUUACUCCCAUAUCUUCUCGGUUCAUUCGGAUCCCCCCAACGCCUCGAUUACGGCACCGGGCACGAGCUUUCGUUCUUGGCCUUUCUCUGCGGGAUUUGGGUGCUCGGUGGGUUUCAGGCCGGAAGGGAUGAGCUCGGAUUGGCUCUCAAAUGCCUCGACGCAUAUCUUCAUCUGGUUAGACGGUUGGUGACUACGUACACCCUUGAGCCCGCGGGUUCUCAUGGGGUUUGGGGGCUUGAUGAUCAUUCGUUCCUUCCGUAUAUCUUUGGCAGUGCUGAGUUGACCACCCACCCCCCGACUGAUUCCUCCUCGAGCUCGGCGGUUCUGGCGAACGUGGAGGGGCUGGAAGAUGUGCCGAAGCCUGGGGAUGUGGUUAAGAGUCUUGUCGUUGAGAGGGAGCGUUUGAGAAAUCUUUACUUUGGGGCUAUUGGUUUUAUCUAUGAUGUCAAGAAGGGCCCUUUCUGGGAGCAUAGUCCGAUUUUAUAUGAUAUCUCUGGUGUUCAAGGAGGGUGGGGUAAAAUAAACAAAGUAAGCACUGUCCUAGUGUUUGUGUUUUGACAGGGUUUGCUUACGGUUAUGGUCUAGGGAAUGAUCAAGAUGUUUAAUGCGGAAGUUCUGGGGAAGUUUCCGGUUGUUCAGCACUUCAAGUUUGGGAGUAUUUUCACUUGGGGUGGGCCGGAUAGCUCUGCCAAUACCGCGGCUAUUCCUGCUGGUGCUCAAGCGUCCCGAGCAAGUGGCCCGGGAACCGGGACCGGGGGUGGGGUAGGAGCUAGAUCUGGUCCUAGCUCUGGUCCUGGAACUCGGGCUCCGGAUAAUUUAAUCACCAGCACCGCUGCGCCCUGGGCUAGAAACCCAACGCAGUCUCCUACGAUUGGCUCAAAUACCGAUUUCACCACCCGGGUGCCCUGGGGCAUCCCCGCUUCUACUGUGAAUCAAACCGGAUCCACAGUAGGCCGUUUCCCUACGGAAUCUUCGGGCUCUCGCACCGCUCCCCGCCCAUUACCUGGCAGAGAACCCGGCAUGGAGGAUGCAAGAGCACCAUGGGCUACCGGUGAAGCGGACAAGCAUCCCCCUUCACCAGAUAUCACACAAGCAACCGAGGCAAACCUCGGGCCUAGGAGGACUAGUUCUCCAGACAGCAAGCUUGCUACCAUGGAAGGUGAGGAGGGUAGGCUUAGAAGGGGUAGUGUUGGAACCGGGGGUGUUCGGGUCGCAGAGACAGGAGACCUUAAGAAAAAGUCACCUCCCCCCCACCAAGUUUAA
Messenger RNA from Tuber aestivum (summer truffle), 2143 nucleotides. Lineage: Eukaryota; Fungi; Ascomycota; Pezizomycetes; Pezizales; Tuberaceae. The record is from the annotation of a GenBank genome assembly.